Messenger RNA from Paramisgurnus dabryanus, 1404 nucleotides. Lineage: Eukaryota; Metazoa; Chordata; Actinopteri; Cypriniformes; Cobitidae. The record is from RefSeq and is a predicted model, not a curated record.
AGACGAGUUCACAUUUAAAACACGUGAAGAAGUGAUCGAGACAUGUCAACAAAACCGAGCAGUACAUCCUGAUAUUUGUGCCGUCCAUCUAAAUAAUAUUGAUUAUAUGUGCUUUUUAACUUUCAUGGGCAGUUAUUGAGCGACUGAUAUUUCAUAAUGCAACAAGGACAAACGCUUUCGGGUGUAAAUAUUGUGCUUGUUAUGACCUACGGCAGCCUGGUUUUUGUGCUACUCUUCAUUUUUGUGAAAAGACAGAUUAUGAGAUUCGCCAUGAAGUCUCGCAGAGGACCACACGCCGCAUUGGGUCAUAACGCACCAAAGGAGCUAAAAGAAGAGAUUGACUCCCGUUUGUCAAAAGUAAAUGACAUUCGCUUUGAACCACGUCUGCUUGCUAAGGAGGAUGACAGACUGAAGCAUCAAGGACAGAAUGGCUGUUAUAACUACCUCUUCAGAAUGCAAGCAUUAGAUGCCAUCAGAGACUCUGAUAUUCCAUUCCAUGAGUUGUGUCACAGUGCCAGCGGUCUGACUGGACGACGCUACAGGAAUUGGCUGAUGGAGCUUAGGAACUCUCAGUCUCUCUUCAAGUCAAAUCACAGCACACUCAUAGAGCGAUUACUGGAAGGAUACGACAGGGCUCGCCACGGCACCGGGGUGUUUGGUGAAUCAGAGUUUGUAAAGUAUAAGGAGGACCUGGCUGAACUAGCCAAUAUUGUAAAACUCCGCUCCAGCACCACAAGUCUUAACCAGCAGCACCAAUCGGCGGCUAAAGAUCUUACCAGCUCCUCCGGACCCUCUAACGCCUCCACUAUUCAGGUCACGUACCUGCCCUCCACCAGCCAGCGCAGCAAGAGGCCCAAGCAUUUCCUGGAGCUCAAAAACUUUAAAGACAAUUACAACACUUUAGAGAGCACACUGUGACCUUUUGUGUCAAAACUGUGACUGAGUAAUACAGAGACUUUAAACCAAAAUCAUUCACUGGAAAAAUGAAAGUGGGAGUGGAUCUAGAAGUGGAAAUUUAUAAAAAAUGUUAAAAUGCAAAAAAAGGCAUUUGGCAUUCUGUGCUUACAAUGUGAAUCAAUGUUUUGGGAGAGCUUCAAAGUAACCACUUCCCUUUAGACUGGAUGCAUUUUUUAAAGGCAUAACUACUAUUUCCUAUUAGAUGUCCCUUUAAUAUGAAAAUCUAAAGGUCAUUGUGUAUUAUCAUAGUCAAAUAAGCAACGGCAGUAACCCAAGCUUUAAUCAAGAUUUGACUGAGAUAACAUUUCUAAUGAAAUCGGUUUCAUUCUGUAUCAAGAGUAACAUGGAAUCAAAUUGUCUUCAAAUCGCUAUUCUCAAGAAAAGUUACAAAAAUCAAGCCAGAUGUUAUCAUUCCCACAGAUAAUAAAAGGUAACACAAUAACAUAA